UAAUAUAUUUAAAUCAGUUCCACAAUAAACUCAGACACUACAACUACUCAACGACACAACUAAUACUACAGAAAAAAAAAACAUCGUAUUGAAAGGCAGAAACCCACAAAACUGCCGUAUUUAUUGUUAUCUUUGUUUGGUUGCUUUUUUUUUGUCGUUUUGUGACUGUUCCCUGCAAUGGACACACUACUCGAACACGAAGCCGCGGAUCUCUACGAUGAGCAGCGAAUCGAUCGAGUCGGCGACGCGGUGACCGGAGAUGCAGGCGAUGACUCCGAUGACACAUUGGAGGAUGGACAGCAGCAGCAGCAGCAGCUCCUGGGAGUCAAUCGUCAGAUGGACAUACUCCUGGACGCUCCGCAAGAGCCACCGAUGGCUGUGUUUCCGGCGAGAGGAGGCCCAAACGGAGGACCGCCACGUCUGCGCAAGAAACGGAGUUUCUACACCAUGGUCAAGCCAACUCCGCCGUGCCAAAGUCGGGAGCCGGAAAUGUGCCGCCUGAUGGCCAGUGUCACGCGGGCAAUGCGCCAAGUUCGCGAGGAUCAGCGAGGCGAGUACUUUGCUAAUUACCUGGUCGAGAACAUGACCAGUCAGAACUACCCGAACGGUGUGGGUCUGCCACAGCAUUGGGGUGAGUUCUGAUUCGCCAUGCUUCCCCGCCAUUCAUCCAUUGAUCAUAAGAGCAGGACCUCUCUUGAACCUCGGAAGAUCGAGCCAGCUCGUUGGGAUCCCAUCUUACACGAUGUACACUUACAUAUAUCUGCCAACACUUGAUAUGCAUCCUUACACCACCGUUAUCUUUCCUCCCAGACCACUGCCACACUGAGAUAAAAAACCAAAAAAAAGGUUACUUUACUUACUUGGGGUUUAAAACUGUUUGCGGUUCAAUCUUUAUUCAAUAAACAACACGGCUUAUUAAACUUAUAUUUUCAUAUUUGGUUUUCCAGUUACUGUUUUCCAAAUUCUUUCCCCACAAUUGUCAACAAUUAACAAGACUUAUAAGCAACAAAAAAAAAGUUUACAGUUAAUAAAAGCGCUUUCUGUGAAUAAAA
Molecule: messenger RNA, 1052 nt
Organism: Drosophila santomea
Lineage: Eukaryota; Metazoa; Arthropoda; Insecta; Diptera; Drosophilidae
Product: male-specific protein scotti
Exons: 1
Coding region: 178-642 (154 amino acids)
Biological process (GO): sperm individualization
Source: RefSeq, a predicted model, not a curated record